GAGGGGAAAGCCGCGCCGGAGGUUUUAUACGCGGGGCGGCGGCGGCGGCGCGCCGUCUCCUGCCCGGAGCCAUGCGGGGCCGGGGGCUGCUCUGCGGCAUCGCCCUCUCGCAGCUGCUGCUGCUGCUGCCGCCGCCGCCCCGUGCCGGGGCCGGCGCGGAGCCGCAGCCCGAGGUGGUGGUGCCGCGCUGGGCAGCCCUGGGGACCCCCAGCAGCGAGAAGUAUCCAUACAGAGCUGAAGUUAAGGUAAAGGCAGAAGGCCAGGAGCUCAUCUUGGAACUGGAGAAAAAUGGAAACCUGUUUGCGCCAAGCUACACUGAGACUCAUUACAGCCAGACUGGACAAACCCAGAGCAUCUCUCUGACCCACACGGACCACUGCUUUUACCACGGGGUGGUGAGGGGCUGGGAGCGCUCCAGUGUCAUGCUCAGCACGUGCCGAGGGCUGCGAGGACUUAUUGUACUGAGCAGCAAUUCCAGCUAUAUCUUAGAGCCGGCUCCCGACAGCCCAAACCAGCACUUGAUUUACAGGUUGGAUGAUCUGAGGUUGCAGAGAGGAGCCUGUGCCUACCAGGGCACUGGGGCUGCAGCUGAAGACUGGCUCAGGGACUUCACAGCUGGGAUGAAACCACCCCGCCAGAGGGUGAAACGGGAGGCUCUGCAGGCUACAAAGUACGUGGAGCUUCUGCUCGUGGCAGAUUAUGCAGAGUUUCAGAAGAAUCACUUCAGCAUCGAAGCAACAAGACUUAAAUUAGUGGAGGCUGCUAAUUACGUAGAUAAGUUUUACAGAUCCCUGAAUAUCCGGAUUGCCUUGGUGGGGCUGGAGAUCUGGAGCAAUUGGAAUAAAUGUGAUGUAACUGAGAAUCCUUACUCCACCCUGAAGUCCUUUCUGGCCUGGAGUAGCAAGGAGCGGGUGCACAGAAAACACGAUAAUGCCCAACUAAUCACGGGUGUGCCUUUCCAAGGUACCACAGUAGGCUUGGCUCCUGUGAUGGCCAUGUGCUCUGAAUUCCAGUCAGGAGGAGUAAACAUGGAUCACUCUGAUAACGCCAUUGGUGUGGCUGCUACCAUUGCCCAUGAGAUGGGACACAAUUUUGGCAUGAAUCAUGAUUCAGCUGGCUGCUGUACCACCCCUGCAGAAGAUGGAGGCUGCAUCAUGGCUUCUGCAACUGGGCAUCCAUUCCCCAAGGUGUUCAACCAGUGCAAUAGAAAAGAGCUGGAGAAGUAUCUGCAGUCUGGCGGAGGGAUGUGUCUCUCCAAUAUGCCAGAUACCAAAAAAAUGUAUGGUGGGAAGAAAUGUGGAAAUGGCUACUUGGAAGAAGGGGAGGAGUGUGACUGUGGAGAGGUGGAGGAAUGCAAUAACCCCUGCUGCGACGCCAGCACCUGCUCCCUGAAGCUGGGUGCCGAAUGUGCCCAUGGCAGAUGCUGUCAUCAGUGCAAGCUGAUGUCUCCGGGAACUCUCUGCAGGGAAGGGUCAGGACUCUGUGACCUCCCAGAAUACUGCACUGGCGAGUCACCGUUUUGCCCCCCCAACUCUUACCAAAUUGAUGGGUCUUCCUGCGAUGGAGGAAAGGCUUAUUGCUACAGCGGCAUGUGUCUCACAUACAAAGAGCAGUGCUUGCAGCUGUGGGGUCCUGGAGCCAGGCCAGCACCAGAUGCCUGCUUCGAGAAGGUUAACGCGGCUGGAGACAUCUACGGGAACUGUGGGAAGGACAUCUACGGCAACUACAGGAAGUGUGAGAUGAGAGAUGCUAAAUGUGGGAAGAUCCAGUGCCAGAGCUCUGCUUCCAAACCCCUGCAGUCCAAUGCGGUGGCCAUAGACACAACUAUCCGCAUGCAGAGGACGGAGCUGAGGUGCCGAGGGACCCAUGUGUACAGAUCUGAGAAUGAAGAAAAGGAGAUGUUGGAUCCUGGCUUGGUGUUGACGGGAACAAAAUGUGGGAGCCAUCAUGUUUGCUUUGAGGGGCGCUGCCAGAACACAUCCAUCAUCUUUGAUUCUGAAAGCUGCAGCAAGAAGUGCCACGGGCAUGGAGUCUGCAAUAACAACAAGAACUGCCACUGCAACCAGGGGUGGGCCCCCCCAUUUUGCAACAAGCAGGGAAGGGGAGGAAGCUUGGACAGUGGUCCCCCCCUGCCCGAAGGCCCUUCAGCAGUUGUGAUAACUCUUGCAAUCCUGGCUCCUGUUCUCCUUCUCAUUGGAAUGAUGUUUUUAUUCUAUUAUCUGAAAUGCUGGAAUAAAUUUGCCAUCUGUUCUCUAAAGAAGACCCCGCAGUUCAGUGACACCUCUGGAAGCGGGCACGCAAACCCUGCCUUCAAGCUGAAAACCCCCCAGGAGCAGAGGAAGGUGAUUGGCUUCCCUGAAAUCCCAUCAAAACCUUCUCCCCAGCAAGGGCCAGGGCUCCGACGCCACACGCAGCAGCCAUCCACCUUCUCCACUGGCUGCGGCGUGGGGCAGCCCGCUGGGCAGGCACAGCCGGCGUUUCCGAAGGACGUUUCCCGGCGGACACCCCCGAGCAGGCCAGCUCCUCCUGCUCCCAAACCCCCCGUCUCUCAGGAUAUUUCUAGGCCCCGGCCACCCCAAAGAGCUUUGCCAGCGAAUCCUGUCCCAGGCAGAACCAGAGCCUGGCUGGGGAACAGCCCCACCAUCUCGCUGCCUCCUGCACACACCAGGACCCCAGGACGACUCCAGCCGACGGCGGAGAAUACCGGUGUCAGGAGAGCCUGAGCAGCAAACAUCUUGAAAAUGGGACAGCCGGACUCCGGUGGGCACUCAUGAAGCAGUCUGCUCCUGGCUGGCUCUCACCUUCACAGGGGACUGGAUCACCUUCAUCACCCAGAAAAACAUUUAUGACCGCAGAGAGUGUCUCAGUUCCUCUCCUCUAGCAUCACCUCUUUCCUCUGUGACUCAAGCUGCAGUCAGGCUUGGCAGGAGUGUCCCCAGGAACUGUGCUGGUACCUGCCAAGCUGAACUCAGCCCUCUCUGCUGAUAGCCUUUUUCAUAUAGGGACGACUUGUUUAUAUGGUAUUUAAAUAUUAUUGUGCAAUAUCCAAUGCAGGAACAGGGUGAUGGGGGUUUCACGUGGUUUUAAUCAAUUAUUUAAGUGUUACCAGGCAGAACAAGCUGUAAGUGCAGGUGCUGGCCCUGAUGGGCUUUCAUGUAAGACCUGUUGGCUUCCUCAGCCCAUCCAUGCAGCCGCAGGAGCAUACGUUGGUGCUAUACAGAAACCACUGCCUCUUGAGAGCGCAGGAGGCAGCCAUCGAUAACUUUCUUCAGUUUAUUCUCAGUUUACAGUGGGUGGCAAGUGGGGCCACAACAGGGAGCAAACCAGGGAAAUAUUCUGGUUAAAAUAAUUUGUGGGUCACUAUGGAUUUUGAUUAGCUUUGGUGUAGUAGAUUAAUUCUUUUCCCCAUAUUAGGCAUCUUCAGCAAGAGCAUUCCAGCACUUGCUUGUCUUGCUUCAGUGCUGCAAGACCCAAUAGCAUCCCCAGCAUGGCCCAUCCGCUCUGAUCUGUGUCACUGGGACACAGUUAAGGUACGACAGGGAAACUCCCUGGCCAAGAUACAGAACAAACGGCCAGAAGGAAGUUCAGCAAAAGCCAGUGCUGAAACCUCCUCUCUGGCACACGGUACCAUGGAUCAGUAGACACUUUUGCACAUCUUCUCAGGCUUUGGUCUGUGCUGAGCAGUAAUUCAGCAUGGGCUGCUUGUUCCCCAUACCAGUGAGAAACCUACCUUAAAAUUGCCCAGGUGGUAAAACAGCAGAAAUAUUAAUGCAACACAUGGUGCUUUUGUAGGGCAGCUCAUUUACUCCAGGUUUUUCCUCCAGGACACGGAUGGAGAGAGUUACCUGUGUGCACUUUAAGCAGCUGAUGGUUCUGACCUUGAGGACCCUCCCUUAUGAAUUUGGGGGUUUUUUUCUCCUAAUAGUUUGGGGGUUUUUAUGUUUUUUCUCAGGAUUUUACAUUAAGUCCUUGUUAUGCCAAAUAUUUUCUUUUUUUUUUUUUUUGUUUCCCUUCUUGAAAUGGUUUCCUAGGAGAUCACAGAGAAUUCUGGAACUAUGGUUACAACAGUUCUGUUGUGCCUGAUUUAUUAUGGACAAAUCCUCAAGCAGCAUGAUUGCUGCUGCACAUGUGAGAAACUAUUAUUGGCAUAAAAAAGUUUUUUCUGAUGGUUCUCUUUCCCUAAGCUCUACUAAUUGAAAAAAAAAGCAGAUAAGCCCUAAGGACUCAUUAAAUUUCUAGUUAUAUGUAGCAGUGUAUCUAUAGGAUGACUUAAACCACAUUAGUUUUCGCAACUUUACUACCUCUUUCUCCACAAGGAAACAGUACACAGGGUCUGUCUUGAAUUUCUGCUUGGUUAUUUCUUAUCCUGAUCAUUUUGGACCUUUUCUUACCUUCUAUAUGCCUCGAAAACAAGCCAACCUGCAACACUUCUCUCUGAAAUAAGGGAUGGCAAGUGAAAGACAUCAGCUUUCUAAUCUUUACGUGUCUUUUUCUAUAGCUGGGGGGGUAUUACAUUUAAACAACAUGUAUUUAAACAGCCCCCAAAUUUGUUGUCUCUUGGGAUGGAGCUAAUGUGGCUAUGGAAUAGCAUGUGCUACUGCUCACAGGUGGAGCAGUAAGCUGGGUACAGUCUCUACGUACACUGUGGUAGGAUAGAUUCAACCACAAAAACUUGAUCUUAUAUCUGAGCCAGCAGCAUACUUCUGCUACAGCCCCCGAUCUUUAUCAAAUGGCCACCAAAAUAUCAGUAAAAAUAGUUUCACUGCAUUUUAUGUGAGCACGGUGUCAAGCUUUUAAAAAAAUGCCCCUGGACACACAAAGCUCGGAACAACCAGACAUACCCAAACUCUCAUGGAAAACUUUAUUGCUGAAAUAUCAUAAAACCUCCAAAAGGUAGUUUUAAGUAAGCAGUUUUAAAUUUUCAAGUGUACAAGUUGAGUGAAUGAGAAUAGGGGAACUGCAGGAGGAGUAAAAGAUGGUAAAACCUGACUUUUUGAAAGAUAAUGUUACUUGGGAGAAUGUAUACCAAAAUACAUCUCACUUUCUCCUGUGUCCACAAAUUAAUGGUUUACAAUAAUGCUCUCUAUGCAUCUAUGCAAAUACUUGAAGAAUGCAAUUCAUUGUGCCUUUUGCCUAGUUUUAAUAAAUUUGUCAGUUGUCAUUAACAAA
Falco peregrinus (peregrine falcon) is the source of this 5169-nucleotide messenger RNA. It is a transcript of the gene ADAM19, whose product is annotated as ADAM metallopeptidase domain 19. The transcript is spliced from 23 exons. Bases 72 to 2723 code for a protein of 883 amino acids. Gene Ontology annotation, biological process: membrane protein ectodomain proteolysis. The record is from RefSeq and is a predicted model, not a curated record. NCBI's taxonomy places the organism in Eukaryota, Metazoa, Chordata, Aves, Falconiformes, Falconidae. Gene Ontology annotation, molecular function: metalloendopeptidase activity.